AAAAUAUAACCGUGGAUCAGCCCACAUGUGAAAAACCCUAGCGAACCAUCAGAGACAGAGUAAUCGUGUUGUCUUCUUCGAACGCCUUGUUUGUUGCAGUGAAUUGUGAGCAGCGAAGGUGUUGAAUUCAACCUCCGAACAUGGCAGCAACCAAUCGCACAGUGUUACAGUUUUCUUCAUCUUCUUCCUCUUCUCAGAGCUUAUCCGCGAAGGUUCACCCACUCGUUAUCUUCAACAUUUGCGAUUGCUACGUUCGACGCUCUGAUCAAGCUGAGCGUGUCAUCGGAACUCUUCUCGGAUCCGUUCUUCCCAAUGGAACCGUCGAUAUCCGUAAUUCCUAUGCCGUCCCUCACAACGAGUCCGUCGAUCAGGUUGCUUUGGACAUAGAGUACCACCAUAAUAUGUUACUGUCCCACCAAAAAGUGAAUCAAAAGGAAGUCAUUGUUGGAUGGUAUUCAACUGGACUUGGAGUAACUGGUGGUAGUGCAUUGAUCCAUGAAUUUUAUUCUCGAGAAGUACCCAAUCCCAUACAUUUGACUGUUGAUACAGGAUUCACAAAUGGAGGGGGUACCAUUAAAGCAUAUGUGUCAAACAAUUUAUCUCUUGGAGACAGGCAAAUCGCGGCACAGUUUCAAGAAAUUCCAUUGGACCUUCGAAUGGUUGAAGCCGAGCGAGUUGGAUUUGAUACCCUAAAGGCAACCGCCGUUGAUAAAAUUCCCUCUGACUUAGAAGGCAUGGAAGCAACAAUGGAACAUCUGCUAGCUUUGAUUGAUGACAUCUACAAAUAUGUUGAUGAUGUUGUGGAAGGGCGUGUUGCACCCGACAACAAAAUUGGGAAAUUUAUAUCAGAUGCAGUAGGUUCCCUUCCCAAAUUGCCCCCAUCAGAUUUUGAUAAGCUUGUGAAUGACAGCUUGCAGGAUCACUUGCUCAUGCUAUAUUUAUCUAGCAUCACAAGAACUCAGCUUAGCUUGGCUGAAAAAUUGAACACGGCUGCUCAGAUUUUGUAAUUCUGAUUGUCUAUGAGCGAAGGAAAAAUUUUCCUGAUAGAGGUUUUCUUGUCAUAUUUUUCAGAAACGUGGAGUAUCAGCAUUUUAUACUUAACCUUUGCCUUUUAAUUUAUUUUUAUUUUUUGUAUUUUGUGCAUGGAAAUGGAUAGGUGUCUUCUAUAUCUCUUCCAAGGUUGCAGACUUGCAGUGUAGCAUUCCCUUGUCUUGUAAUUUGUUAUAUUUGAAAAAAGAUGGCCGAAAUCGUUUAGUUACUUGUUUUAUUUGUGUUUGGAUCUAUCAUGGUAAAGAAUUUUGUAAUUGGAUUUAAGUUAACUUUUUAGUUCUGUAAAAA
Molecule: messenger RNA, 1338 nt
Organism: Cicer arietinum (chickpea)
Lineage: Eukaryota; Viridiplantae; Streptophyta; Magnoliopsida; Fabales; Fabaceae
Product: eukaryotic translation initiation factor 3 subunit F
Biological process (GO): translational initiation
Cellular component (GO): eukaryotic translation initiation factor 3 complex, eIF3m
Molecular function (GO): translation initiation factor binding; translation initiation factor activity; metallopeptidase activity
Source: RefSeq, a predicted model, not a curated record